AACAACCUAGUUUCCGGGAUGAAAGCCUGUCUCGACAUGGUCAUAGUGGCGAGUUACCUGCUCCUGUCCGCCAUCUUGUGUUCAACCCAGACAGAGCCUAUGUUCAUCAGAAAGACGCCAGAACUGUUCGCCGACUACGACACUACCCAGCUCAACUACGGCGUUGCGGUUAGCGACGUCGACGGCGACGGAGAGAUGGAGUGGAUUGUAGCUGGAUUUAAUGGCCCAAAUAUGGUGUUCAAGUAUGAUCACGUCACCCGCAAGUACAACAACCUGGUUGAGAUUGACGGUCGAUUCUCCAAUCUGAGUGACAACGAAGGUCAAGCCAUCAGUGUAGUUGCAUGCGACUUGGACGGCGACCCCGACGGCAGGGAGGAGAUCUACAUCCUCAACACCAACGAUCAAUACUGGGGAUCCAAACGUUACAAGGACAAGCUCUUCAAGUUCAGGAAUGGACGCUACGAGGACCUGUUCAGCGACACUAUAAACUCCGGCAUGUCCCACAUGUUUGCGGGACGUUCUGUCGCCUGUGUAGACAGGAAAGGGACAGGAAAAUAUGGCUUUCUUCUGGCAACUUACAGCAGGCUGGGUGUGGGAGAGUUCGCCCUGAUGGAGAUGAACGAGUCAAGCCCUAAUAACGACGUCAUUUCUGGCCGCGUGGUCAUCUGCAACGUGGGCACUGAGGCGGGGAUAAACAUCAGCACUGGUGGGCAGGGUAUUGCAGUUGGUCCGAUCCUUGGCGAUGAUGGUCUGUCCGACAUCUUCUUUGUUAAUGAGGGCAACUCCGGGGUCAAGAACCGAGGGGACAAUGCACUCUUUAAGAACAGAGGGGAUGGGACCUACGAGGACGUGGCCAGGAUUACAGGUGUUACUGAUCGUGACGAAAAUGGCCGCGGUGUUACACUUGCGGAUUUCAACAAUGACGGCCUGGUAGAUAUCGUGUAUGGAAACUGGGUAGGGCCACACAGGCUUUAUCUGCAGCGGAGGAACGGCAGUGAUGUGCGGUUUGAGAACGCAGCAAGUAGGGAGUUCGCGAGGCCAUCCCCAAUCAGAACCCUCAUAGCUGCCGACUUUGACAACGACGGCAUUCUGGAAUUGUUUCUCAACAACAUCUACUACCAGUUUGCCAUGACCCCCAACUUGCUGUACAAGGUCACACCUAACGGGGACGGUGUGGACAUUGAAAAUAUUGACGUUGGUGACGCCCUAGAACUCAAUGGGAGAGGCACAGGUGCAUCGGUCACUGACCUUGACGGCGACGGUCGUCUCGAGCUGCUCGUGUCGCACGGAGAAAGCACCGAACAGCCUCUAGAACUUUACCACGUGCAUCCCGGGGAGGGAAACCGGUGGAUCCGGAUCAUGCCGCUCACCAGAGUAGGGGCACCUGCACGAGGUGCUAAGGUCACCGUCACGCUGACAGACAGUACACGUCAGAGCAGAGUCAUUGACGGGGGGUCAGGUUAUCUGUGUCAAAUGGAACCUGUCGCCCAUUUUGGCCUUGGUCAGUCGUAUCCAGCAGAGGUCAGCAUUCAGUGGCCCGACGGCAAUGUGGUUACCAAGGCGAUGGGAAGGACGACUGUCAACAGUUUCCACAGGAUAGGAUAUUCGGGAUUCCUUGAAACAGUUCCAAGACCAGAUCCCGGGUCACAGGGAGGAGAUACUGUCAGCGUGGGAACAAGAGAGAAUGCAGGUAUUCUUUCAUUCUUGGUAUUCCUGGUACCCUCCUACCAUCUCCGGUGACGUCCGAUGUCUGGUGAAGCUGUACUGACCACUGCCAUCUCUCACCCAGGAUGCCUCCAGUUGACGUGUCGGCUCCAUUGUAUAACACCAAGCCAUGAUCACACCAUUGCCACUUCAUCGACAUCAUGUUUGAGAUACAAUUGUGUUUUUGUCA
This is a messenger RNA of Haliotis rufescens (red abalone), 1894 nucleotides long. Its product is annotated as cartilage acidic protein 1-like. The coding region runs from base 19 to 1740 and encodes 573 amino acids. The transcript is spliced from 10 exons. The record is from RefSeq and is a predicted model, not a curated record. NCBI's taxonomy places the organism in Eukaryota, Metazoa, Mollusca, Gastropoda, Lepetellida, Haliotidae.